Molecule: messenger RNA, 1445 nt
Organism: Chelmon rostratus (copperband butterflyfish)
Lineage: Eukaryota; Metazoa; Chordata; Actinopteri; Chaetodontiformes; Chaetodontidae
Exons: 5
Coding region: 20-1156 (378 amino acids)
Biological process (GO): response to bacterium
Source: RefSeq, a predicted model, not a curated record
CAAGUAGAAUAGCCAGAAAAUGCUGAUUUUAUUUUAUUCACUGCUGAUGCUCGGAAUCGGCCGAUGCACAGAUCAGAUCUUUGAGACAAAGACUGCGGUUGUUGGAUCUCAUGUGAAGCUGACAUGUACCCACAAGAAUUUGGGAGGCUUGUUUUGGAUCAGACUUGUUUCUGGAGAACUUCCUGUAUUCUUACGACGAAGCUUUAGCUCUGCUGGUGUCGAUCCUCACUUUACAGCCAAAGAAGAGCCGGAAGGAUUUGUUCUGCGUAUUAAAGAAGCACAGCUAAGUGAUACUGCAGUUUACUACUGUAUGAAAAUACAACAAGACCUGACAUUUUUGAAAGGAGUAGACCUGAGAGUUAAAGGAACCGAACCUGAUACGACCGCAGACCCUUUAUCUGAUCCAGUCACUCCACGAGACUCAGUGUCUCCUCAUCAUCCAGUCCUCUCUGACCCUGAGACCAAAACCCGUCCAAGAGAGCAAACUGUGUGCUGUGUUGGAUCUGGAUCAAAUCAGUCUCACCCAACUUUUACUUGCACUCCAGGAAACAGUGUUGAAGAGCAUGAAACGAACCCAGAAGGACUGCCAGAGAAGAAAUGUACCUUCAGCUUCUUCAAGAACGGCAGCUCCUCUGAUGCUGGGACUUAUUACUUUGCUGGGACUACGUGUGAGGAGAUAUUUUGUGGAAACAGAUCAAAACCCGACAAUGGAGCAGUGAACAUGUGGGACACUCCACUUCUCUCUGUGCUAUGUGCUGCUUUGGCCAUAAGUCUAAUUGUUAUAGCCUAUCUCGUUUAUUCAAUCAAGAAACUCAAGACAAAAUCUUGCGAUUGUUGCUACGCUGCUGUUGCUCUGGCGACAGAUGCUGCAACAGUUGAUCACCAAAGUCAGCAGGUAAUUUAUAUACAGAAAAGAUGCAGCCGGGGAAGUUAUCAGCUUGUUUUUCUAUCAAAUUGUGUAAAUGUUGUCAUCUGCCGUCUGAUAACAUUUCUCUGUAUAUUUCCUCAGACAGAUGAGGACUCAUUGGUUUAUUCAGCACCAACCUUCAGCGGUAGGAAAGCAAAGACAAGGGAUGCAAAACUGGAGAAGGAAGAGAGUAUCUAUGCUGAUGUCAGGGCUAGACAUCACAGUCUAAACACUGGAUCUGCUACUUGAUGCUGAUGUAAUCUUCAUGACAUAAAAAUAAUAGAUCAUUAUUUAAUAGUUGAGCUUCUGGCACUACAAAUAUGCUGCAGGGAUUCUAUAUCUAUAAAUGUUUGUUUCACUGUGAGUCUUCAUUAAAGCUGUGAAGAUUUUCCUGUCUGUUCCUUUGUAUAUCAGGAAUUUUCCAGUGUGUUAAUGAGCUUCCUCCAUGACCCACAUCUACAUAUGUGUCAAUGCUAUGGAAAGGUAUUGUACCUCUAGGUUUUCAUGGUUUUGUAGAUGUGUUAAUAAUAAAUAAUUU